Molecule: messenger RNA, 849 nt
Organism: Spirometra erinaceieuropaei
Lineage: Eukaryota; Metazoa; Platyhelminthes; Cestoda; Diphyllobothriidea; Diphyllobothriidae
Source: the annotation of a GenBank genome assembly
AUGCGUCAAGAAUCCAAUCAAUGUGUCAGUGAUUUUAUUACUAAUCUGACUCUCGCCAUCCAGGACUGUGGGUAUAAAGAGAUCAAGGCAGACAACUUCGAGCACGCAGUGCUCGCUCAGCAGUUGAUCGUCGGUCUGCCCGAUGAAAAAGCUCGGGAAAUUCUUUUAUCAGAGAAGAAGGAUUUGUCAUGGGAGAAAGCCUUUGAUAUCACCAGUCAUCAGGAGCGCGUGCGGAAAAGCCUUCAGCAGCUGACUCAGUCAAGCGAUGGAGUGAUAGCGCCCUUGGAUUUAGAAAUAGCUGUCUCCCUAGUCAACACUGCUGUGUCUUUACCCAGACAGCGACCCUCUGCUCCCUCAAAACAACUACCAUCCUGCUUCCCUUGUGGUCAGCAUCAUAUCCGGUGGUCAGACUGUAAACACCAGAAGACGGUUUGCCAGUUUUGCAAGAAAGUCGGCCACAUCGAACGAGUGUGUUUCUCCAAAAGACGAGCGAAUACUAACACGCAUGCAACCUACCCUAAUCCAGCUGGGGAUGGCGAGGCGAUGCUCCGAAUGUUUUCGGCCAACGCGCCACUCCAAUCGCCCUACACCAUCACGCUUCCGGUUGAUCACCAUCCUGUGAAGUUUGAAAUCGACACUGGCUCAGCGGUUACUCUCAUCAAUGAGGCCUCCCUUGAGAAAUUACCCUCCUUCCUUCCGGCCAGCUCAACAUUCCGUAGUUACACUGGACAUAACGUAGAGAUUCUAGGGGUCUUUGCAGCCGAAGUCGAGCAUGAUGGAGAACUUCAUUACUUGCCGGUUCAUGCGGUGAGAGGAAGCCAGCAACCAAAUCUCCUUGGACGGAAUUAG